Pantherophis guttatus is the source of this 800-nucleotide messenger RNA. Lineage: Eukaryota; Metazoa; Chordata; Lepidosauria; Squamata; Colubridae. The record is from RefSeq and is a predicted model, not a curated record.
UGGAGGCGCUGGAGGCGAAGGGCUAAACCUUUCGGGCUUUCAAGGGCUUAGAGACGGUGUAAGGGAUCCGUUUUCCGACCACCCCAGGCUCGGUCAAGAUGGCAGCGGCAGCCGUGGUGAAUGGAUCCGUCCCUGUGGGACCAGUGACGCCUCCCUUCUCUGAACCGACGGAUGUCUCUUUGAACGACAUUGCGGUGACCACCUCUUCGCCCAGAGCUAAGCCCCAGCCCCAGCAGCCUGCGGAGGAGCCGGAAGCUGAGAUGUCGAAAGGGCCAGCCCCCGGAGGUGGGGGUCUAUGGACCACCAAGCGGGAUGGAGAAGUCAAGCUGCGGAUGGACGCGAGCGGCAUGGGCUCCGAGAUCCCCAUCACCGUCCACGACCUCUUCCUGGCCACCGUGCAGAAAUACGGCCACUUCCCGGCGCUGGCUUCGAAAAAGCAGGGCCAGUGGUCCAAGCUGUCCUUCUGUCAGUACUACGAGGAGUGCCGCAAGAGCGCCAAAAGCUUCCUCAAGCUGGGCCUGGGGCGAUUCAACAGCGUUUGCAUCCUGGGCUUCAACUCCCUGGAGUGGUUCCUGGCCGACAUCGGCGCCAUCUUUGCUGGGGGGUUUGCCGUCGGCAUCUACACCACCAACUCCCCCGAGGCCUGUCACUACGUCGCGGAGAAUUGCGGGGCCAACAUCAUUGUGGUGGAGAACGACAAACAGCUGCAGAAAAUCCUGGAGGUGGAGAAAAAACUUCCUCUCCUAAAAGCGAUCAUCUACUGCAGCAAAGACAUCAAAGAGAAAAGGCCCAACCUCUAC